Messenger RNA from Diachasma alloeum, 1655 nucleotides. Its product is annotated as conserved oligomeric Golgi complex subunit 3-like. The transcript has a single exon. NCBI's taxonomy places the organism in Eukaryota, Metazoa, Arthropoda, Insecta, Hymenoptera, Braconidae. Gene Ontology annotation, cellular component: membrane; cis-Golgi network; COG complex. The record is from RefSeq and is a predicted model, not a curated record. Bases 121 to 1275 code for a protein of 384 amino acids. Gene Ontology annotation, biological process: intracellular protein transport; intra-Golgi vesicle-mediated transport; Golgi organization.
CUCCAGCUGCUGCACGACGCCCAGGAGAGAUUAGUCUUUCGCACCCAUCUGUACCUCCAAUCAGACAUUUUGGGGUACAAUCCAUCCCCCGGGGACCUCGCCUACCCGAAUAAACUCAAAAUGAUGGAGGACAUAGCUGAGUCUCUGCGAGAGGAAAAUCGCCAGGCAAAAAUCAAGAAGAUAUCAGUCUCCUCAAUAUCCUCAGUCUCCUCGAUCACCUCAAACAAUCUGGAAUUAGAAGCCCCCAAGUUCAUUCCAAUCGCUGGCUUCGACCCAAUCCACAAAUUAUCAGCCCCAUCCUCCUCGUCCUUCAACCUCAUCACCAAUUCCCCAGCUGAUCUCCACGGAAUGUGGUAUCCAACAGUACGAAGGACCCUCGUCUGCCUGUCGAGACUCUACAGAUGCCUAGAUCGCCCAGUAUUUCAGUCACUGAGCAGAGAAGCCAUCAAUUUUUGCAUCGAGAGCAUUGAAAAGGCGAAGGAGAAGAUCGAGGCGCGAGCCACAACACUGGACGCUCUAUUAUUCCAAGUAAAGCAUCUGCUCAUCCUGCGAGAGCAGAUUGCGCCCUUUCAGGUUGACUUCACAGUGAAAGAGUAUUCACUCGAUUUUUCGAAAGUUAAAACCGCAGCUUUUGGAUUACUCGAGAGAAGAUCCAGGGUUUUUGCGUUGUCAAAUAAUGCGUUGCUUGAGUUUUUGCUGGAGGGUGCACCCAGGAUGAAGGAGCAUCUCAUUGACUCCAGGAAGCAUGUGGACUCGAAGCUGAAGGCUGCUUGCCAGAUGCUGAUUCAGCACUGCACGAAGUUACUGGUUGAUCCUAUUGAUAAAUCACUGGGCUCUGUCAUCAGCAGCAAUGCCAGUGUCGCGAGUCCUCCAGGGAGUCCCAAUGCCCAGAAGGGCAUUGUCCCGGCUAAGGUGGAGCCUCAGGUAGUCGCUCAGGUGGUGAGCGAAGUGCUGAGACUGAUGAAAUUUCAACUGCCCAGUAUUCAACAGUCGAUGCAGCUGUACUUGGCUAAUCGAGAGACUGAGUCAAUCCUGUUUAGACCGAUUAGAAAUAAUAUUGUGGCGAUGUUCACGCAAUUGUCCCAGUGGCUGCACAGCAAUUACAGCAGUGAGGAGCAACUUUUGAUCGCCUGCCCACUGCCCGAACAGGUCUCCAUUAUGCUGAGCUCUUCGAGUCUUGCGCACACAUCGUCGAAUUACUCGAGCAAUCAACACCUGGAGCAGCAGCAUCAUCCUGUUGUUACGAAUGUGCCCACUGGAGCUACUACUGUUUGAUGGGAUUGAUGGAGGUGGUGAUUCUAGAGGGGAAGGGUGAAGAGGGGAUGAUUUCGAAGAUUUCUCACUGGUUCUUUAGAUGUUGUGAGGUAUUCCGUCUCAAUAUACGAGGUAUUCCAUUUCAAAUGACUCAACUGCUGACCCUCACCCUCUUGGAAAUUGAUCGCGAUUUUUUCUACGGUUGGGGGACCUGAAAACCUAUCUCUCAGUUUUUUUUAGAUCUUUUUUAACAGCCCAUUUCGGAGGUAUUUCUCAAUAACUCCAGUUCUAUUCAUCCGAUUUUUAUUUAUGACACGUCAAAAUGUUCGAUUUUUUACCAUCUAUCAGAAUACUUUGAGUAAUUUUUUUUUUUCACCUCUAGGGGAACAUGAUACCGAAUU